CGUCACGUUGCGCACGUAGGGGCAGGUGGUGCAGGCGAAGCGGUGGCAGCGCGGCCCCUCCUCGGCCACCAGCACGUUGCCGCAGGCCGGGCAGAAGAGCAGCAUGGCGGCGGGCGCCCGCCCCUUCCGGCGGCGCGAUGGCGGAGGCCGAGGAGGAGCUGGCGCACGCCGAGGUGCUCGAGCUCUUCCAGGCGGCGCUGGCGCGGCUCGUGCAGGACCCGCUGCUCUGCGACCUGCCGCCCCAGGUGACGCCCGAGGAGAUCGGCUCGCAGGUGGCGCUCGAGUACGGCCAGGCCAUGACCGUGCGCGUGUGCAAGGCGGACGGCGAGACCGUGCCCGUGGUGGUGGUGCAGAACGCCUCGGUGCUGGACCUCAAGAAGGCUCUGCGGCGGCACGUGCAGCUGCGGCAGGCGCGCCAGGGCGGCGUCCAGCACCUCAGCUGGAAGUACAUAUGGAGGACUUACCACUUGACCUACGCCGGAGAGAAGCUGGCAGAUGACAGGAAGAAGCUGAGAGAGUAUGGCAUUAGAAACCGCGAUGAGGUCAGCUUCAUAAAGAAACUCCGAAAGUAACGUGUCAGGAGGGAGAAGAGAAGGCAGCUGUGCCAAGACCAGGCUGUGGAUUCUGCUCCUUCCUUGAGGAAAAGGUUGAAGCAUUUCAGAGAGAAACAGACUCACAGUUGAUGGRAAGCUCCUGCCUGCCGCAGCUUUUGCAGUUGCUGUUUGAAAUGUGCCUCAGAGCUGUAUGUUGUGUCCAUUCUCGGAGAUUAAAGAAGCCCUGCAGU
This is a messenger RNA of Nothoprocta perdicaria, 784 nucleotides long. It is a transcript of the gene SNRNP25, whose product is annotated as small nuclear ribonucleoprotein U11/U12 subunit 25. The record is from RefSeq and is a predicted model, not a curated record. Gene Ontology annotation, biological process: mRNA splicing, via spliceosome. Gene Ontology annotation, cellular component: U12-type spliceosomal complex. Lineage: Eukaryota; Metazoa; Chordata; Aves; Tinamiformes; Tinamidae. The transcript is spliced from 6 exons. Gene Ontology annotation, molecular function: protein binding. The coding region runs from base 138 to 572 and encodes 144 amino acids.